This is a messenger RNA of Cricetulus griseus (Chinese hamster), 3445 nucleotides long. The record is from RefSeq and is a predicted model, not a curated record. Lineage: Eukaryota; Metazoa; Chordata; Mammalia; Rodentia; Cricetidae.
UCAGCACCCAUAUGGCAGCUCACAACUGUCUGUAACUCCAGUUCUAGGGGAUCUGAUACCUGACACAGACACCAAUGCACAUAAAACAAAGUUAAAAAGUAAAAUAAAAAGAAUGGCAAAUGAGAGCUGAGAUCUGUGGUGAGGGGAUAUGUAUGGAGUACCCCCCUCCCAAAGCUUUUGAGGAAGAGACCAUUACUUAACCAGCACAGUGUUUCAUUAGAACAGGUUGAAGGUUGUGGGAGGCCAGAUGUCAGGAAACAGGCUGGACAUCGCUACAGUUAUCACCACAGGCCUCUCCAGCCAGACCUAUGGUCUUUCCCUGUACUUCCUCUCUGAGUCUUCCCAGCCCAGAUAUGCAGCCUUCUUGUCAAACUUAAAGCCCAAAAUAGUACAGGCUGUCCUCUGGCUCUACCACAUGUUAUCAAAAGGAAGCCAGUGCCUAGGAUGCAUGGGACUUGUGAGAUUCAAGUUCAGUGAUUAGAAGUGUGUGUUGUGUAUCAAGAGUCCCUACCAAAUUUAUGGACAACCCUACAUCAUAGGCCAAGACUAAUCUGUAUCAGCCCUGGUUCCAGUUCCUCAGCAAAGAUUCUCAUGCAUACUCCUACACCAUGUGCUCCGCAGUCUCUUCUCUGAGUGCUUAGACAGAUGACAUCCCAAAAAGGAGGAAAAGCAAAAGUCAAGGACCUCUGUCUUCGAGGAGACUUGUGCCCAGGCAGGAAUGGCAAUCUCUGAGCAUUCAUACUGGAAGGAUGAGGAAAGGGGUUGUUUCCUGCCAGGAUAAGUGCAUUCCUGUAUUGUGUCAUCCUGCAGAGAGGGACCAAGAGAGCCCUUGGAACAGAGACCCACAGGGAGGGGAAGUGAGUAGGGGUAGGCUGGAGUGGCUGGCAUUAGCGAUUUCUCUACAAGGGUGGAGAACCACUUCUUCAAAAGACCCACUGGGACCCCAGCAAGAAGCCAUCUUCCUUCUUCCCAACUUCCUAUAGGCUUUUCAGUCGUUUUCAGAAGCAGCAAACAGGAGUCCUUAAGAAAGGCCAGAAGCAUUUGCAGUGGAAAAAGUAAAUAAAUAGGGAUAAAGGGUUUGGACAGGAACCACGCUCCCCAUCUGGGGUCAAAACACAGAGAGAAGUCCUGCUCCAGGGCCUUGGUAGAAAGAAGAUAGCUGUCACUUUUUCCUGCCUGUUCAAUCUGUAGCCGUAUCUCCUGGCAACAGGAAAUCAUCACUUUCCAAAAGCUAAAAUCUGAGAGUAGCCACGGGGCAGUUCUUUUUGUUUUGUUUUUGCUUAAAAAGCUCAGGAAGCCCUUGCUGACAUUCUUGCUUGGGGGCCCAGAAUUUAAACUUAGUCACUGUCCGGAGCCCUUGUUUUAGGAAAGAAUGAGAUUGCUGUUGCAUAACUUGGAAUUGUACUGUCGGGGUGGGGUGGGGUGUAGCAAUCCCACUUCUUCCUUGAGACUGUCAGGGAGUGCUGGGGACUUGCUCACCCCUGCCUAGGGUAGAACUAUGCCUAGGGGUGAACAGGCACUGCCGUGGAUGGGUCCACUGGAGGUGGCCAGGCAAAUGAUCCUAGAAGUACUGAAAUUCUCAGGCCAGUCCCUUCCCAAACCUUGUGGGCACAGAACAAUCUGAGAAUUCCAGAAGACCAAGGAAUGACUAGAGAAAGGAGAAAGCUUGAGGAAAGAGAAAUAAUAGAGGGACAACUGUCCCCCAAAACAUCUAGAAUACGAUCACCUACUUUUACUUUACUCACACCCUCCAGGAGUUCAAGACCCCCUUUCCCUGCCACUUUUCCCUUGGCGCUCAGAGGCUCUCAGCAAUACUAGGGUUCCUACAAUUUACUCAAGGCGCAUUCCUGGUCCUUUCCUCAUUUCACCGCUGCUCCCUCAACCUUUUUUGUUAUCUUCCCACAGACUAGAUUCUGUUUUGUUUUGAGACCUGGAGACUUUUAUUUUGCCUCUUCUCCACAUUAUUCUCUCCUCUCUCUGGGUCUGCUCUUGCCCCUGGUAGGAGCUUCUGCCCAGAUGCCAAUUACAUCUCUCCUAGUAGCGUUUACCAUCCAUCCUCUCCACCAGUUUCCUUCUCGGUUCACAUUUAGCCCCCCACCCCUUUUCAUCUGCAGGAGUACCUACGGGUCCUUCACUUUCCUCAUUUCAAAUACAUGCAUGCUAACUGGAUUUCACUGUCCUUCCCUUCACGCCUCCCUAUCCCACAGUCCCCUUUAGCCAGAUGUACAGCUCCCAAAUUCCGGGCGAGAUUCCCAGGAACAAAGCAAGAAAAAAAAAUAUCAGAACAAUUUGGGAAGUAAACAGCUGAGAAGAAGUAGGGAGGGAAAAGCCUAGCGGACCCAGGUGGGUGGCCCUCCAGUCCACCCAGUUUAGGGAAUGCCCCUGCCCCUUCCCCUCCCCCUUCACCUGGGUUUUAAGGGAGGGGCUUUGAAGAGCUGCUGGAGCAGCAGUCCGCAGCAGCUGCACUACACUCUCUGGAAGGAGUGCACUGGGCAAAAACUCGGACCAUGACCCGGGACAGGCUGCCCCCUCUGCCGCUGCUGCUGAUGCUAACUCUGUUGCUCGCUGCGAGCCCAGGGUCCGCCUUAACGCGGUGUCCCGGCUGCGGGCCAGGGGUGCAAAGCAGCUGUCGCGGGAGCUGCCUGGAGGAGGAAGACGCGGGGUUGCCUGCAGAGGGUUGUGCAGAAGCCGGGGGCUGUCUCAGGAGAGAGGGGCAACCGUGCGGGGUCUACAUCCCUAAGUGUGCCCCAGGACUGCAGUGCCAACCACGAGAGAAUGAAGAGGCACCUUUGCGGGCGCUGUUGAUGGGCCAGGGCCGCUGUCACCGCGCCAGGGGGCCGUCGGAGGAGACAACAAAGGAAAGUAAACCCCAUGGAGGUGCCUCCCGCCAACGUGACACAAGUCACAGAGACCAGCAGAAGAAUCCAGGGACCUCCACCACCCCCAUAAGGCCCAAUCCAGGGGGUGUUCAUGACACUGAGAUGGGCCCUUGCCGAAGACACUUGGAUUCAGUACUGCAGGGCCUCCAGACUGAGAUCUUCCGAGGGGGUGCGCACGGACUCUACAUGCCCAAUUGUGACCUCAGAGGCUUCUACAGAAAGCAGCAGUGUCGGUCCUCUCAGGGGAAUCGCCGUGGACCUUGCUGGUGUGUGGAUCCGAUGGGCCGGCCCUUGCCAGUGUCUCCAGAUGGCCAUGGAAGCUCACAGUGCUCUGGCAAGAGCAGUGGCUAAAGCAGGGUGGGGAGCCUCCAGGAUACUGUCAAGAGUGCAGGGCUGUCAUCUGAGCUAUGUGUAGAGUGAUGAGUCACCAGGGGCUUUGUGCCCCAUGUCCUACCUUCAGGCCCUGUCCCAUUGUUCCCCUCACCCUUGGGCCUUUACACAUUUAGUUAGAAAAAUUGUUAUUGGCUUCGGGUACUAAUAAAGCUGUGUCGGGGGUCUCUGCUUUA